GUCCAUUGUACAGAGUGGAGGAAACCCUGUGCCGCUGCAGCCGCCAUCUUGGAUAGGCAGAUCCUGCUCGAGCCGCCAGGAUAACCCGCUCAACAUCUCCUCGGAAUUGCUCCGCUUUCCCCGUCUCAAGGCUUCGUUCCCGAGCCACAAUGGCCACCGCACCGUACAACUAUUCCUACAUUUUCAAAUACAUCAUAAUCGGGGACAUGGGGGUAGGCAAGUCAUGUUUGCUGCACCAAUUCACAGAAAAGAAAUUCAUGGCAGACUGCCCCCACACGAUCGGCGUGGAGUUCGGCACGAGGAUAAUCGAGGUGAGCGGCCAGAAGAUCAAGCUGCAGAUCUGGGACACGGCCGGGCAGGAGCGCUUCAGGGCCGUGACCCGCUCGUACUACCGCGGCGCGGCGGGGGCGCUGAUGGUGUACGACAUCACCAGGAGAAGCACGUACAAUCAUCUCAGCAGCUGGUUGACCGAUGCCAGAAACCUCACCAAUCCCAAUACGGUGAUCAUUCUGAUCGGAAACAAAGCGGACCUGGAGGCCCAGAGAGACGUCACGUACGAGGAAGCCAAACAGUUUGCCGAGGAGAACGGUCUGCUCUUCUUGGAAGCUAGCGCAAAAACCGGGGAAAACGUGGAGGACGCCUUCCUGGAGGCGGCCAAGAAGAUCUACCAGAACAUCCAAGACGGCAGCCUGGACCUGAACGCGGCCGAGUCGGGCGUCCAGCACAAGCCGUCGGCCCCCCAGGGCGGGCGUCUAACCAGCGAACCACAACCUCAGAGGGAAGGCUGCGGAUGCUAAUGACCAAGCGACCCCUAAAAAAAAAAAAAAAAAUUCCAGCCAAGACCACCGUACCCCCCCCCCUUUACCCCAUUCCCGGAGGAGUGAAGGUGAAACAUGGACUCCCUCUUCCUCCUGUCUUACCCUCCAUCUUGUUUUUCUUCCCUUUUCUGGCUCCAUCUCGCCACCUUGCAUUCAUUUCACGAGUGUCACUUCAAUUGUUUUUUUUUUUUUUUUUUAAUGUUUGCUUUUAUAGCGCUAUGAAUUCCACCUAAUUCCCCCCCCCCAGUCUUCUUCCUGCAUCGCCUACCAAUCGAGGGGCGAGAUUUGCCGACUCGGGUACAACGAAGGCACGGACGGCAUUUUAGGCGUCCCGUGGCGUGGCUGGUACUGGUAUUCCGUUUCGCAUCGCUAGCGCUCCCCCCCCCCCCUGCCCCCGGUUCGGGUCACAGGCGGGCCGGAGCCGAACCCCGGCUGACUUUCGGGUGCGGGAAAAGCGGGGCAAACCCCGGACCGGCCGGCGGCCGAUCGCGGGGCGCAAACAGACAAAACGUGCAUGCACGUCGACACCUACAGACAAUUUUUGCGCUUUUUUCGCUACCCUGUCUAAUAAACGUCACAAAGUCCAAACGGUCGCAGCCUCAUAUCACAAAUAUUUGUCUGAUGCCUUAUUAGUCUUUGCUCCCAAAUCUGACAGCUGUUUUUUGUUUUUUUUUGUCUGGUCGUCAAAAUGGCUGCCUUGUAUAAUAGCCCAAGCAGCAGCAUGCUCCCCCCCAAGAUGUCCAUAAAUGGCUGAAAAAUUGCCCCCUAUUUUAUUUUGUGUACUAUAGUGACUGCUGAUUGGAUGGUUGUGUGUGCGUGUAUAUAACUAUAAAUCUGGCUUAAAUGUGUGCUGGUGUCCCGGCUAGGUGGGAUCCGGACAUUGUACAGUUUGUGUUAGUUGUGGGUUGCCUGUAUUUCAAUGCUUGGGGUGGGGGGGUUCUGUAAUAUAGUUUCUAUUAAUAAAUGUAUGGAAAGAAACAAACAUCUACUUAAUCCCACCUUCCAUUCGCACACUACUGAACUUUGCCAGAUUUCGGAUCACGUGCAGAACUUGUUUUGAGUUCUGCAUUGCUGUCUUGACUUUUUUUUUGUUUUCUAAAGGGGGGGGUCUUUAUUUCCCAUUUGCCGUACGAGUGACCACUUUCUGCUUUUGUCUGUCCCACAACCAGUUAAAAAAAAAAACGUACAUAUGUAUAAAUUUUUAACAGGAGCUGUGCUAACGUUUAAAAGCAUUUUUUGCGUGUAUAUGAUUUUAAAAAAAAUUUGAUUUUAAUGACAAAAAGACUAGAGACAAAAAAAAUAAAUUAUACAUAACCUGUGCACAUAU
Molecule: messenger RNA, 2145 nt
Organism: Syngnathoides biaculeatus (alligator pipefish)
Lineage: Eukaryota; Metazoa; Chordata; Actinopteri; Syngnathiformes; Syngnathidae
Gene: rab14l
Product: RAB14, member RAS oncogene family, like
Exons: 8
Coding region: 150-797 (215 amino acids)
Biological process (GO): Golgi to endosome transport; phagosome maturation; defense response to bacterium
Cellular component (GO): recycling endosome; trans-Golgi network; phagocytic vesicle
Molecular function (GO): GTPase activity; GTP binding
Source: RefSeq, a predicted model, not a curated record